UGGCUGACUUGACACUAACUGUCCCGAGAAGGAGGACAAGGAGUGUUCUGCUGUCCUGUCCUCUGCUCUAUGGACACUUUCUUUGUUGUUGAAUGUAGUUAUUAGUACAGCGGACACGGGUCUAUGGCUCCUUAAACUUUACAUUUACUAAGAACCGACCAAUAACUGGACUCCACCCCCACCACCACCACCACCACCCCCCACUGGAUGUAUGCAGACUGAUAUCCUCUCCAGCGAAUGGAGUCGGAUUUAAAAAAAAAAAAAAAGAAAAUCUUCAUUUUUAUCGAAAGGAAAAUAAGAAGAGAACAUGAGUUUUGCUCACAAUGUUAAAAAGUAUUGAGGGGUUGUUUACAAGAGGAGACAAGGGGGGAAGAAGUGACAUUCUGCUAGCCCAAUAAGAAGCGUAAAGACAUAAAGGAUCAGUUACAACCAUAAACCUUGUGGCGCUCCUGCUUUUACUUAUCGUUUCUGGACUUAAUUGAGAACAGAUCACUUGGCUUCGUCUACCUGUCUUUUCGAGGAAAUCCCUGAUGCAUUCUCUUGCCCCCUCUCAACAUGCUGGCUCUGAGGCUGGAGCAGGGCAGCGGGGGUGGUGAAGUCGAUCCCCUGCAGAAAGGGGACACUGUGGCUCGGCAGGGCCGCCAGUCAGGGAGGCCCCCUCCUCACGAGCAGAGCAGUAACAUCAGGGAAAAGAUCUCCCAGUGGGAAGGUCGCAGUCAGCAGGGCAGCAGCCAGGAUGCCGGGGCCAAAGCACAUCCUCCGACUGUAUCCAGAUCUCUGUCUGGAGAUCACCUGGGCAACGGAUGUUCCAAUGAGGGAUCGAGAGGGGGGUUUAACUCUAAAGCUUUAACCUUGGGCUUAGAUUUCCGAGUAUCCCCAGUAAAAGCUGGACAUGGUGUGGUUAGUAGGAAGUCAGAACCUCUGCAGAAAUGUACCAAUGAAUUUUCACCCACAUCCCCGGGAACGAAACCACUCGCAGCAGAAAUGUUUGCGUCGUCCAAAGCGGAGGCCAACACUCCUAACCCCGCAGGUAAACGUGCCUUCACAGCCAACAGCGAGCAGAAAACGGAUCGCAUCUUGGAUGUUGAAGUAGUUUCGAAACAUCUACCUCUAUCGGCGAACGACCAAGACGACAACAUGCCUGCUGGAAACUUCUACACGUCGCGGGGUUUCUGGCGUAAACUCGAGGGGGACCGACUGCACUGGGAGAAAGGAAAGGGGUCUCCAGGUGAAGUCCAGCCUCCUCCCAAACCUGUGCGGACAUUCCAGUACCGGGGAGCCAACAACAACAACACGGGGCACGCAAUGCAACAGAGCAGCAGAUCCACUCAUACCAAGCGCUCCAACGUAAGGAGUAGGAGGGUAGCCCACCCACCCAGCUUUCCACCGCCUCCAUGUCCUGUAGCAAAGACUAAUGGGCUUUCAAGGCAUAAAAAGAACAGGAAGUCCUUUGAGUACGAGGACGCGGCACAUCUGACGGCGAAGCAAGGCACGAGGAGAGGCGAGGACAGAAACUCGCUCCUUUACCACGCCUACUCUGACGACAAUAUUUACGAGGACAUUGUUUGUGAAGGGGCCAGAGAUGAGCCCUAUGAGGAUGUCAAGCUAUCUCCCAUGUGUCUCCCUAUUGGAAGGCCUCACGGCCCCAAGCUGCCUCCUAAACCCCAAACGCUGCAAGGCUUUACUAACAAAGUGGAGAGGAAGAGGUUCCAAACAUCAACACCAGCCAAAUCAUCAACACUUGCAGAUACUCCCAAACCAGCUACACCGCGGAGGGCGAGCACUCAGAAAAUACAGAGGACACCUCAGUAUGUCAACAAGAUCGAGACCAUCUUUGAUGACAAGCGAAGGAGGAAGAGAGUAAAGAACCAGGGAGUCUCAGUGCGAGAGGAGACCAGUGGGACAGAGAGCGACCCUGAGGACAACACCAAAGCAGGCUCCAGGAGGUCAGUUUACAUCCAGUCUACACUGAAACGUCGUCCAGGUUACCGCACCCUGGAGAGAGACCUGAUCCAGCUGCAGCAGCAGCAGCUUUUCCAGAUCUUCGUGGUGGUGUCGCUGAGAAAAGGCUCCUCGGGAAACACCUACUCCCCUGAAAUCACUCAGCAGUUCCCCAAACUGUUUGAGAAGUCAUCCCGGCUCUCCAGAGAGGCAGAGGAUCAGCUGAAGGUCAUUCCCAAUUUCUGUUUCCCCGACUCACAGGACUGGAAGCCCUCUUCACACAUGCCAAGUGAGACGUUCUCCUUUGUCCUGACCUCAGAGGAUGGCAGCCGCUGGUUCUGUUACUGCCGAAAGAUCUUGCCCAUUGGAAAAGGGAAGAGGCUUCCUGAGGUGCACUGUAUUGUCAGCAAACUUGGCUGUUUCAACCUCUUUGCAAAGAUUUUGGAUGAGGUUGAGAGGCGCAGGGAGAUUUCCCCAGCGCUGGUCUACCCUUUUAUGCGUAGCGUGAUGGAGGCCCCUUUUCCAGCCCCCGGACGCACAGUCGCCAUCAAGAGCUUCAUCCCUGGCUCUGGGAACGAGGUACUGACUCUGUGUCGACCGGUGGACUCCCGGCUGGAGCACGUGGACUUUGACGGUCUGCUGCAGUGUCUCAGUGUCGGGAAUCUCCUGCGGGUGUUUGCCUCCCUUCUGCUCGAGAGGCGGGUCAUCUUCAUCGCUGACAAACUCAGCGCGUUGUCUCGGUGUAGCCACGCAGUGCUGGCGCUGCUGUACCCCUUCACCUGGCAGCACACCUUUGUGCCUGUGCUACCGGCCAGCAUGCUGGACAUCAGCUGCUCCCCCACCCCAUUCCUCAUUGGGGUGCUGGCACCUUGCCUGCCACAGCUGCUGGAGCUGCCCAUUGAGGAGGUGCUCAUAGUGGAUCUGUGUGCAGACAAGUUUGUGGUUCAGCUGGGCGAUGAAGACUGCAUCCUGCCCAGAAAACUGCAGGCAGCACUACAGCAGAUCCUUGAGGAGAGGGAGGAUAUCCUGAGACAGGAGGAUGGAGACAGAUGUGGAGGUCAGCAGGCUGACCUGAGCUCUCUGGUGUCGGAGGGUUUUGUGCGGUUCUUCGUGGAGUUGGUGGGCCACUAUCCCCUCCACAUGGUCGAGUCCUCCAACGGGAGCAGAGAGGUCCAGCGCGAUGGCUUCCGCAAAUCUCACCCCUCCCGCGGAGUCCGGCAGUUCCUGCAGCUCUUCAUGGACACUCAGAUGUUCGCCGGCUUCAUUCAGGACAAAGAGCUGCGCAAGGGAGGAGGAAGAGGUCUCUUUGAGACCAGAGUUGCAGAGUAUCUGGAUUCUUACCCUGAGCCGGAGCCAAGUGGUGUGAACAAAUUUCUUAAAGGACUGGGAAACAAGAUGAAGCUCCUACAGAUGAAAUGAAAACAGACCAACACCUUGGCUUUUUAAAAUGACAGACUCUGUAAUAACGAGCAGAACAGUUUUUGGUGCUGGACUUGCUGAGGAUCUGAAUGUGGAUGAGAGUCUUGUCUCCAGACGUGAAUGGGACAGUGAAGAGUUUUCGGUAUGAGAGGACCAGGUUUACCUUAUAGCCACGUAUGCAUGACUGAGAGCAGAGCACUUUUUAAUCGGACGAAAACUGGAAAGGCUAAUUGUCUUUUAUUGUUUUAUGAAACCUUAAGGACGAAGCACAAACUACAAAAAACAUUCCAGCUACUUAACCUCAGUUAUCAACCUGAACGUACAUGGUUGUGACUAUUUUCUCUUUGACUGGAAACAAUUUCCUCAUAGAUUCAGCUCUUCUACACAAUGUGUGCAUUUUAUAGUUAAUGCAACAAGUAAAAGAUAGAUUUCAAUCUUGUAAGUACUUUACAACUGAAAAUGGUCUGUAUGGUUCAGACCUGAUGCAUGAUUUUUACAUUUUAACAUGUUAUCCAUUACCCCUUCAGCACAAACUGUACACAAACCUUUUGUUUACUAUGUUUGUAUAUGUUUGCAUUUCAGUUAAAGUUGGUUUGUUGACUCUCAUCAGAACAUUCCAAAGUGUUAAGACUCCAGGUUAAACCUCAUCAAUCAAAAUUAGUAUUUACUCUUACAUACAGAAAUUAGGUCUGUUUUUUUCUUUCUGUCAUUGUUUUUCUCCUGUUUAACUGGAGUUGUAAAUAUGUUGCACAAUGUAGAGAACCAUUGUACAGUAUUUGUAAUAUUUUUGUAUAAAAGCAUGGUUGUGUCCUAAAUUAAAUAAAUGGGUUCCCAAGGACAGCA
This is a messenger RNA of Anoplopoma fimbria (sablefish), 4203 nucleotides long. RefSeq names its product DENN/MADD domain containing 2C (gene dennd2c). The record is from RefSeq and is a predicted model, not a curated record. Lineage: Eukaryota; Metazoa; Chordata; Actinopteri; Perciformes; Anoplopomatidae.